This is a messenger RNA of Rotaria socialis, 1194 nucleotides long. The record is from the annotation of a GenBank genome assembly. NCBI's taxonomy places the organism in Eukaryota, Metazoa, Rotifera, Eurotatoria, Philodinida, Philodinidae.
AUGUUUUCUGCAUUACGAUCAAGAAUAUUUUGUCAGACAUGCGGGUCUAUUCCUCGUUCAUUAAAACUGCUUGAACAUCAGUCAUUGAAUAUAAAUAAUCGUACAUACAAGCUUUCUGCUAUAUAUUUUCAACAACAAACACCAAAUGAUGCUUCAUCUUCUCCUUCGUCAUCAGCGAAAUUAUCUUCAUUAAUGGGUGAUAAUGAAAAUAAAACGCCAUUUAUAUUUUCUAAAACAUCAACAGAUCCAAAAUAUACAACUGAUCAAACCGACGAAGAAAAACGUGAACGUGAAGCUAAAGCUGCUUGGGAUGUACGAAUGUUAAAGUAUACCAGCUAUUUCCUUGGUGUAUGGUUGGUUUCAACCAUAGGUUAUAUUAUUCUUGUUUGGGGCGCGCCUCAAAUUGAUCAAGACGGAAAUAUUGUGAGAGAUCAAUAUUCAGAUUUGCCAUCAUGGAAACAAUAUAUUAAACGAUCAUUUCGAGGAAUUAUUGACUAUUGGCAAACAAUUAAAGAUCCAACGAGUGAUAAACUUUUACCUGAUCCAUUGCCAGCACCUUAUCAACCAAAAUAUACAUUAGUCAUUGAAAUGUCAGGAGUUUUGUUAAAUCCUGAAUGGGCUUAUAAUACUGGAUGGAGAUAUAAAAAAAGACCUGGAUUAGAUUAUUUUUUAAAAGAAAUCGGCUAUCCAGUUUAUGAAGUUGUUAUUUAUACAAAAGAAACGCCAUGGGGUGCUGCAUCGGUUAUACAAAAUAUGGAUGGUGAUCAUCGUAUCAUGUAUAGUUUAUUUCGUGAAAAUACUCGUUUUAUUAAUGGAACUCAUGUUAAAGAUUUAGCAUGUCUUAAUCGGGAUUUGAAAAAAAUUAUUUUCUUAGAUUGGGAUGAAAAUUCUUAUCAAUUACAACCACGAAAUGCUUUACAUCGUUUUAAAAAAUGGGAUGGUAACGAUGACGAUAGGCAAUUACUUCAUUUAGCUUCAUUUCUUCGAAUGAUUGCUGCGAGUGGUGUUGAAGAUGUACGCGAUGUACUUGAUCAUUACAAUCAAGAAACAGAUCCUAUUGAAACAUUUUUAAUUCGACAACAAAAAUUACUCGAAAUAGAAGAAGUAAAACGACAGAGAGCAGCAACACAAAAUUCACCUGGAAAACCAUCAACGGGACUAUUUAGUGGUCUGAUAGGUUCUAAACGAUUUUAA